AUGUCAGAGAAUACUGUCCCACUUGAGGAGAUGACAAACAUUACAGAGAACCCAGAGUCAAUUGAGGUGAGCUGUCCAGCUGGAGCCAACAUCAUCAGUUUAACAUCAGCGUUGAAGCCAACCAGUCGAAGUGCUCUCUUGAUUUUGAACCAACCGAUAGUGAUACCCAGGUUUAAAGCUCUCUGGGAUAAUUUCCAACUGAAAAUCUGUGGAGACGGAGGAGCUAACCAGUUGUUUAGGCUAUUCACAACCGAUGAAGAGAGAAAGCUUUAUUUACCACACUACAUUAUCGGGGAUUUAGACUCUUUGGAGAAUGAUGUUAGAAGCUGGUACGAAAGUCACGGUGUUGAAGUGAUACCCCAAACUACUCAAUAUGCUACUGAUCUAAACAAAUGCUUAGAUGCAGUAGAGGUCUAUUACAAUUUAAAAGAUUUGAAUCAAGAAUUUGUUGCUAAAGAGAUUGACCAUUAUGAUGGAUUGAUCAAACUACAUUCUAAUAUAAAGAGUCACAACGCUAUACAGUGUGUAUUACUUGGUGCCAUUGAUGGGAGAUUUGAUCAUACUAUUCAAUCAAUUUCACUUUUGUUCAACUUAUCCAAGACAAAUCCAAACCUAAGACUAUACUAUCUAUCACCAACUGAUUUGAUCUUUAUGAUUCCAAAAGGGGUCAAUCAUCUAGAGUAUGAGAACUUGAGUGCUAUUCAUGGAUCAAACUGUGGAUUACUACCCCUUGGUGGGCCAGUGAAGCUGACAACUCAUGGGUUCAAAUGGGAUGUUGCUAAUUGGGAAAGUUCAAUAAAAGGUAGUGUGAGUAGUAGUAAUAGAUUGGUUGGUGUGAAUGGUGCAACUAUAGAAAGUGACGAUGACUUGAUUUUGAAUAUUCAAGUUAAUCACCAAGAAUUAAGCUUAUGA
This is a messenger RNA of Hansenula anomala, 912 nucleotides long. It is a transcript of the gene THI80, whose product is annotated as thiamine diphosphokinase. Lineage: Eukaryota; Fungi; Ascomycota; Saccharomycetes; Phaffomycetales; Wickerhamomycetaceae. The coding region runs from base 1 to 912 and encodes 303 amino acids. The record is from RefSeq and is a predicted model, not a curated record. The transcript has a single exon. Gene Ontology annotation, biological process: thiamine metabolic process; thiamine diphosphate biosynthetic process. Gene Ontology annotation, molecular function: ATP binding; thiamine binding; thiamine diphosphokinase activity.